Messenger RNA from Coturnix japonica (Japanese quail), 509 nucleotides. RefSeq names its product translocase of outer mitochondrial membrane 7 (gene TOMM7). Lineage: Eukaryota; Metazoa; Chordata; Aves; Galliformes; Phasianidae. Gene Ontology annotation, biological process: protein import into mitochondrial matrix. The record is from RefSeq and is a predicted model, not a curated record. Gene Ontology annotation, cellular component: mitochondrial outer membrane translocase complex.
GCCCCCACCGACCCCCAUCUCACCGUCCCGGAAGGGCCCCAUCCCCAUCCCCCCUCCGAGCACCUCCCACCGCCGCCGCAUGACGUGGGGGGCGGUCCGCUCCGCUCCUCCCCUCCUUGUCCGUCCCUACCGCCGUGAUGCCGAAGCUCAGCAAGGAGGCCAAGCAGCGGCUGCAGCAGCUCUUCAAGGGCGGUCAGUUCGCCAUCCGCUGGGGCUUCAUCCCGGUCGUGCUCUAUUUAGGUUUUAGGAGGGGUGCAGAUCCAGGAAUGCCUGAGCCAACAAUCUGGAGUCUGCUCUGGGGAUGAAAGAUGUGGCUGUCCUGCUCUAGAACCAGCCGGUGGACAGAGAAUGUGUUUGAAGAUUCGUACCUUCCAGAGGAUGAGGCAAACACUUACACCAGCUGACUCUGUCAGCGUGCUAAUGACAUAGGUUGUACAUACAAUAAAAUGGAGUUUAUAUGGACGUAACUUAUUUGGAUUGUGGUGGAAUUAAAUCCAGUUUGAAAUGGA